AUGCGCUUCUCCCUCCUCAAGUCUGUCGUCGCCGCCCUGGCUGUUUGCAGCCAGACUGCCCUUGGCCAGAUUACGCCUGCCCAGGUCGUUGACAAUAUCGAGGCCCUCACGACAAAAUCGCAGGCCCUGCAGGCCCCUGCGCAGAGUAUCAGCAUCAUCAAUGGCCCUCUGAUCGUCGUGGGCCUCGGUCCUUUCCCUGUAAGGAAGCGCGUUCCUGCUUCAUCCGCCCCGUGCCGUACUGACAUGAUCUUGCAGACUUUGAUCACUGGAUUCACCGACAUCGUAAGCACCGCCACGGUCGCCAUUUCGCAAAUGCAGGGCAUGGCCGGUGUCCCCGCCGGCCCCCCGUCGGAUGCCAUUUUCGACGCCUUCCGCGAGUUCGUCAGGGUCCACCAGGUUCUCCUGAACAUCCUCAUCGGCAAGGCCGGUCUCUUCAACACCGUACCCAUCAUUGGACAGCCCGUUGCCGCAGUGCUGCGUUCCAUUGAGGAAGUUGUUGACACUGCCGCUUUCAUGCUCAUCGAUGCUGUUGAGAGCCGUGCCGAGGACCUGCAGAGCCAGGCCGAGAGCCUCAAGGGUACCAUCACUGUCGCUAUCGGCAGCUACGAUGGUCUCAGCGUGUAA
This is a messenger RNA of Verticillium alfalfae VaMs.102, 624 nucleotides long. RefSeq names its product UVI-1h. The record is from RefSeq and is a predicted model, not a curated record. NCBI's taxonomy places the organism in Eukaryota, Fungi, Ascomycota, Sordariomycetes, Glomerellales, Plectosphaerellaceae. The transcript has 2 exons. The coding region runs from base 1 to 624 and encodes 207 amino acids.